UGCUCCUCACCCAUCACCACCCGUCAGCGGAGACGUCGCCCUCGUCAACCGCCGUCCACCACUGCACGCCCCGCCGCAACAUGGUUCCUCCUGAAGACGCACAAAUGCGCCAGCAGCGCUGUGCAGAAUAUCUUCCUUCGCUACGGCCACACCCACAACCUGACCUUUGCCCUACCCUACCGGCGGCAGAUAAACUAUUUCCACCCGCUGGAGGCCUUCCAUCCUGCCAUGGCACUACCACUGGAAGCACCCUCCUCUUCCUACAAUAUCCUGUGCCAUCACACCCGCUACUCCCCGGCCCUCGCCGCCUUCAUGCCGCCGGACACCGUCUACAUCACCAUCCUCCGAAAACCAGCCGCCUUGUUCGAGUCCGCCUACAGCUUCUUCAACCUGGCCAAACGCUUCGGCGCCAAUCUCACCACCUUCCUCCAGCACCCCCGAAAAUACUACACCUUCCGCACGAACACCAUCUGGAGCCGGUUCGGCCGCAAUCCCGCCAUGUACGACGCCGGGUUGGAGGUCCGCCACUUCGACAACGACACGGCCAUUGCAGCGAAGAUCCGGGAAAUGGACGAGCGGUUCGACCUGGUAAUGCUGGCGGAGGAGAUGGAGGCGUCGCUGGUGCUGCUGCGGGAGCUCCUCUGCUGGGAGUGGCAGGACGUUGCGACCUUUCGGGUCAACGCCCGUCCACCGGCCAUGCUCACCGCACUGACCGAAACGGAGGUGGAGAAGAUUAACGAGUGGAACCACGCCGAUACGUUGCUGUAUGAGCACUUCCGCCGGAAGUUCCAGGAGCGGAAGGUGCGGUUUGGGGCGGAGCGGUUGGCCGCGGAAGUGAAGAUCUUGAAAAGCGUCACCGAUUACUGGCGGAGUGAAUGUCGGGGAGCAUUGGUCAGUAGGGAUGAGAAGGCCGUGACCACGUGCCUGAACCUCCAGCGACACGAAAUAAUCUACACGGAUCUGUUGCGCGCUCGGCAGCAUCCACUCCGACAUCGCCAUUAACAUACGCUGCCGGUAGCGCGUUUUUCUGCGGAAGCCGUCACAAGUCGUCACUGCAUGCAGCAAUCAGAUCGUAUCAUACCGAAGCGGCCACCACUGACACCAUUGCGGCUGCAUUUAAAAAUGGGAUAAUCAGAGAAAUGUACGAGUAUAAAUGUAUUUGUGAUGUUUUGGGUGCUAGUAUUAACCAUGACUGUGCUAGUAUUAAUUACCAGUGAUGUUUAUGUGAUGUUUUGUUCGUGUUUGGUUUUUAAAAUAAUGUUAAGUAGUGUUCCGCGAAUACACCCUACUCUCCCCAGUAUUGUUUUUACUAAUACGGCCAAAUAAAUGGCAGUAUAAGAGCUGUU
Molecule: messenger RNA, 1346 nt
Organism: Paramacrobiotus metropolitanus
Lineage: Eukaryota; Metazoa; Tardigrada; Eutardigrada; Parachela; Macrobiotidae
Product: galactosylceramide sulfotransferase-like
Exons: 2
Biological process (GO): glycolipid biosynthetic process
Cellular component (GO): membrane
Molecular function (GO): galactosylceramide sulfotransferase activity
Source: RefSeq, a predicted model, not a curated record